Molecule: messenger RNA, 1653 nt
Organism: Poecile atricapillus (Black-capped chickadee)
Lineage: Eukaryota; Metazoa; Chordata; Aves; Passeriformes; Paridae
Exons: 2
Coding region: 64-1653 (529 amino acids)
Source: RefSeq, a predicted model, not a curated record
GUCACCGGUGGCCUUGGGGACACUUUGGGACACCUCAAUGAUGUCACCGGAGAUGCCACCACCAUGGUGACCUCUGUCCCAGCGUCCCCAGGAGGUGACAAAGUCCUGGUGGCCCCAGGUGGGGACGUGGCCAUGGAGGGGACAGCCCAGCCCGGUGCCACCAACUGCUCCUGGGACACUUUGGGACACCUCAGUGACGUCACCGGAGAUGCCACCACGGCCGUGACCUCUGUCCCAGCGUCCCCAGGAGGUGACAAAGUCCUGGUGGCCACCGCUGGGGACGUGGCCAUGGAGGGGACAGAAGACCCGAGUGCCACCGGUGACCCCAGGGACACUUUGGGAUGCGUCACUGAAGCCUCUGGAGAUGCCACCACCAUGGUGACCUCUGUCCCAGCGUCCCCAGGAGGUGACAAAGUCCUGGUGGCCACCGCAGGGGGCGUGGCCAUGGCGGUGACCGAAGCCCCAGGUGCCACCAACUGCUCCUGGGACACUUUGGGACGUGUCCCCGAUGUCCCCGGAGAUGCCACCACCACAAGUGGAGACGUGACCACGUCCCCAGGAGGUGACAAAGUCCUGGUGGCCACCGCUGGGGGCGUGGCCAUGGAGGGGACAGAAGACCCAAGUGCCACCGGUGACCCCAGGGACACUUUGGGACACCUCAAUGAUGUCACUGGAGAUGCCACCACCACGGUGACCUCUGUCCCAGCGUCCCCAGGAGGUGACAAAGUCCUGGUGGCCCCAGGUGGGGACGUGGCCAUGGAGGUGACGGCCCAGCCCGGUGCCACCAACUGCUCCAGGGACACUUUGGGACACCUCAGUGACGUCAUUGAAGAUGCCACCAGCACAACUGGAGCCGUGACCACGUCCCCAGGAGGUGACAAAGUCCUGGUGGCCACCACAGGGGGCGUGGCCAUGGAGGUGACCGAAGACCCGAGUGCCACCGGUGACCCCAGGGACACUUUGGGACACCUCAAUGACGUCAUUGAAGAUGCCACCACCAUGGUGACCUCUGUCCCAGCGUCCCCAGGAAGUGACAAAGUCCUGGUGGCCACCAGUGGGGACGUGGCCAUGGAGGUGACCGAAGACCCAAGUGCCACCGGUGACCCCAGGGACACUUUGGGACGCGUCACCGAAGCCCCUGGAGAUGCCACCACCACGGUGACCUCUGAUCCAGUGUCCCCAGGAGGUGACAAGGUCCUGGUGGCCCCAGGUGGGGACGUGGCCAUGGAGGGGACGGCCCAGCCCGGUGCCACCAACUGCUCCUGGGACACUUUGGGACGUGUCCCCGAUGUCCCCGGAGAUGCCACCACCACAACGGGAGCCGUGACCACGUCCCCAGGAAGUGACAAAUCCCUGCUGGGCCCUGGUGGGGACGUGGCCAUGGAGGGGACAGCCCAGCCCAGUGCCACCAACUGCUCCUGGGACACUUUGGGACACCUCAGUGAUGUCACCAGAGAUGCCACCAGCACAACUGGAGUCGUGACCACGUCCCCAGGAAGUGACAAAGUCCCGGCGGCCACCGCGGGGGGCGUGGCCUCGGCCGCCACCUCGGGUGACGUCACCGCGGGCGAUGACGUCACCGCCGCCAUCAUGGUGGCGCCGGGCGGGGCCAUCUCGGUGGGGGGUCCCGGGGUCAACCCCCGCCCCCCGUGA